Messenger RNA from Dryobates pubescens (Downy woodpecker), 4192 nucleotides. RefSeq names its product solute carrier family 16 member 3 (gene SLC16A3). Gene Ontology annotation, molecular function: monocarboxylic acid transmembrane transporter activity. Gene Ontology annotation, biological process: monocarboxylic acid transport; transmembrane transport. Bases 576 to 1997 code for a protein of 473 amino acids. The record is from RefSeq and is a predicted model, not a curated record. Lineage: Eukaryota; Metazoa; Chordata; Aves; Piciformes; Picidae. Gene Ontology annotation, cellular component: membrane. The transcript is spliced from 5 exons.
UGCCCGCUUCCUGGAAGGCAGAAGUGGCAGCACAGCACCACUCCCAGCUACAGACACCAUCUGGCCCAUCAAGUCCCUGACUUCGGCCCUGCUCACUCCUCAGCCGGGCAGCGCUCCCCGCUGGUAGGAUCCCCCACACCGCUGAGACCAACGCACGGUUCGCCCCGGUGCCUCCCGUGCUGUCCUGCUGGGGUCAAGGCUUCGGUGCCUUCCGCGCUUCCCUGCCGGGGCCAGGCUCCCGCGGGGCUGCAUUUGGGGCAGGCCCCGGCCGUCACUUCUCCCACGCCGGCGGAAUCGCCCCACACGCGCCCCCGGAGCCCCUGCGCGGGCAGCCCUGUAGCGGCGGGAAGGGGUCACGUGGCGGCGCUAGGACCCGGUCGCCCCCACUCCGGUGUGGGAGGGGCGAGCAGUCACAGACCUGCCGCGCCGGAGCGCUCACCAGCCGGUGGGGCGCAGACGGGCUGGGGCGGGUCUAACCGAGCGCAGGGGGAAAGCGGGCAGCGGUCUGGCGUGAGCACGGGCAUCCUCACGCCGAGGCGCGGGACCUGACUCAGGGAACACUCUUGAUCUUCGUGAUGGGAGCUGUAGUAGCUGAUGAUGGCCCAACUGGUGUUAAAGCCCCUGAUGGAGGCUGGGGCUGGGCGGUCCUUUUUGGCUGUUUCAUCAUCACAGGCUUCUCCUAUGCCUUUCCCAAGGCAGUUAGUGUCUUCUUUAAAGAACUUAUCCGGGAAUUUGGCAUUGGCUACAGUGACACUGCAUGGAUUUCCUCCAUUCUCUUGGCCAUGCUUUAUGGAACAGGUCCACUCUGCAGUGUAUGUGUCAAUCGCUUUGGCUGCCGCCCUGUCAUGCUUGUGGGUGGCCUUUUCGCUUCGAUGGGGAUGGUGAUAGCUUCCUUCUGCACGAGCAUCGUUCAGAUCUAUCUAACUGCAGGUGUGAUUACAGGUUUGGGUCUGGCACUGAACUUUCAGCCUUCACUCAUCAUGUUGAAUCGUUACUUUGACAAACGCCGGCCCUUAGCCAAUGGGCUGUCUGCUGCUGGAAGCCCUGUGUUUCUUUGUGCUCUCUCACCGCUGGGACAGAUACUGCAACAUGAGUAUGGCUGGAGAGGAGGAUUCCUUAUAUUGGGUGGGAUGCUGCUCAACUGCUGUGUAUGUGGAGCAUUAAUGAGACCUUUGGAGCCACCCAAAAAGUCUGAAGCUACCAAAGAACCAAGUGAGAAGAAAGCGAAGAAAAAACUCCUGGAUUUCAGUGUGUUCAAAGAUGGUGGUUUUGUAAUCUACACGCUAGCAGCAUCUAUCAUGGUGCUUGGCCUCUUUGUUCCCCCAGUUUUUGUAGUGAGUUAUGCCAAGGAUUUAAAGUAUCAAGACACCAAAGCAGCUUUUCUUCUGACUAUUCUGGGAUUCAUUGACAUAUUUGCUCGGCCUAUUUGUGGAAUGGUAGCUGGUCUUAAAUGGGUUAGACCACGCUGUGUCUACCUCUUCAGUUUUGCUAUGAUUUUCAAUGGCUUUACAGAUCUCAUGGGUUCUAUGUCUGUUGAUUAUGCUGGCCUGGUGGUCUUUUGCAUUUUCUUUGGCAUUUCUUACGGAAUGGUAGGUGCUCUUCAGUUUGAAGUUCUCAUGGCUAUUGUUGGAACUCAGAAGUUUUCCAGUGCUAUCGGUCUGGUGCUCCUGGCAGAAGCUAUGGCUGUUCUAAUUGGUCCACCAUCAGCAGGCAAACUCCUGGAUGCUACAGGGAGGUACAUGUUUGUUUUCAUUAUUGCUGGAAUAGAAGUUACCACCUCUGCACUCGUAUUGGCCUUGGGAAAUUUCUUCUGCAUUAAGAAAAAACCCGAAGAACCACAGACAAAAGAAGAAGCAGCAGAACGAGAGGAAUUAAACAAAUCUGAAGACAAAACUCCUGAAGAUGCCAAGGUGGACUCCAUUGAAGUGGAGCAGUUUCUGAAAGAUGAGCCUGAAAAAAACGGCGAAGUUGUAACUAACCCAGAAACCUGUGUGUGAGCAUGGGAGGAACCCAACCAAGUGUUUAGAAAAGAAAGAUUUUCAACACUAUUUAUUUUAGAAAUAGAACUAGUCUAGGGCUGGGCCAUCUGAUUUAUUAACUGGAAGCCAGUCAGCUCAUCAGGUCUCUGGCAGCUGAUUAGCUCGACUACCUUUUAUCGGAAAAAUUAGCUUUAUCAGUAAAAGGUGGAGCAUUGUGGUUAUACUUUUUAUGUAAACUAAAAAGCUUUUAUAAACACAAGUAAAGUGUUGCUAUGCAUCACCAGAAACUGCUCACUUGAAGAGAUAUAGGGAGAAUAUAUUUUAAGCAAAGUGGAAUUCUAUGUAUGCUUUCAGGCAAUAUUGGUGAAAUCACUGUGUUGUGUGGCUAAAUAUAAUUUCCCUUUCUGUGUUCUUUGUGAAGGGGAAAGAGUUUGAGAGGGAGAAAAAUCUCAGGAACUUAAAGGUCUCCAUUAGGCUUUUGAACUUCUUACUUUUUUUAGAUUUUUAGAUUAACUGGCUCAGCCCUAAUUUCAUUUUGAUAAUAUCUGUUACUCUAUGUAAAUGUAUUUCUGAGUUUUGUCUAAACCUGUAAUCUUUGUAAUUAUCAUCUAGAGAUGCUGUAUGUGGGAUGGCACAUUACAGAUACUGUCCUCAGCAGGUCACACAAAGGGGAUUCUGAAGUAGUGCUAAAGGAAAAGAAAACAAGCGGAAUCAAUCCUGACAGACUGUAAGCAAAGUUCACCUGCUUACAUGCAUGGAUUUCAUUGCAGUUCCCUGCACCAGUGAAAAACUACUGCAAAUACCACAGAGAAGAUGGAUUUUAGGUUUAGUACAAUCUUCUGAGUGUCCACUCUGUAUAUAAACUAAACAGUUUCAAGUUUCCUGAUGACUUACAGAGUGGGUAGGCCCAGGGAAGGGACUGGACUAUUUUGUAACAUUUUGGCCAGCUUUAAAAUGCAAUGUUGGCAAACAUAGGAAGGUCUCAACAUGUUGAUUUUAUUUAUUUGAUUUUUUAAAACUUCAUCCCACUUCCCUGUCCUUUUGCUCAAUUUGUGGAUGUGCAAGUAGCCAUUCUUGUUGUCUGAGGAAAACCCAUGGAACUAUUGGUCAUAUUUACCACAGCAAUGCUUAAGGACAAUCAAGAAUGGGCUUGGCUCUGCUACUCAUUGCACAAACAGAACAGGGAGUCUCUUGGCCAGUCUUGGAAUCUUCUCUGACAUUGGUAUGGGGGAACGAGAAGAAACAGAAACACAUCAGACAAGCAGUGACAGCACAUUUGAAGAAAUGCAGGAAGGGAAAGGAUUCAUUGUGAGGACACUGAAUAGAAAAGGAAGAUAAAAAGAAGACAUGCUCUAUAUUCUUUUUUUUCCCACCCAAACACAUUCAAGAAAUGUGAUCUGUUCAAAAUCACGCAACCACCCACUAUAAAGUUACUGCAACCCACCUUUCAGCUCUGGUUAUAAAAAAGCUCUCCAGGCUUUGUGGUGACUGCAGUAACAAUCUUCAAAACAGACUAAUUGUUACAGAUUCAGUUUUCCUGUUGGUAGCAAUGGAAUAUUGGCUUUUAGGUGCCAAAAUUGUUCCACUUAAUCACUGAAAACUAAAAAGACCCUGAUCCCUUCAAACCCUGUGCCCCUCUGAAAAAUAACAUCCUUCGUUAUUUAACACUCACCCAUUUUAACAGAAACACGCAGCAAAGCCAACAAAGUGCCAAAACCAUGAAUCAUUCCCUAAUGGAACUAUCUCAGAUACCAUCUUCCAUCCUGGUACUUUCUUCAAAAUGGUUUUGCAUUGUUAGGACAACCUUGCAUGGAAAUAAAAAAGCUAGGAUCACUAUGGGCUUUUUGAGUGAUUUUAAAAAGAAAUGGAUGCUACACCGAAUAAACUCGUUAUUUUUAUAUUGCAUCUAGUGCAUUACUUUAAAACCUUCUAUUAAUGCAACAGCAGGAAUUGUGCUGGCAUGUCCUAGUGGGAAGAACUCAAGUCACCAAACUUAGCUUCGGUUUGCUAAAGACUAAAUCAGUACUUGGAACAAAACACUGCUAGCUUCAGAAGGUCAUUUGAAAGGGCGAGAGGAAAAUGGAAUCCACAGAUCAAUUUAUAUCCCUAGAGGAUGCUUCAGAUGGUAUAUGCAUGCCUGAUGGAGCUUUCAGAUAGGACUUCCCUGUUGAGCUUCAAAAAGCAAACCCAGAAACCUCCCCAAAGGUGAAUUU